Molecule: messenger RNA, 507 nt
Organism: Ostertagia ostertagi
Lineage: Eukaryota; Metazoa; Nematoda; Chromadorea; Rhabditida; Trichostrongylidae
Source: the annotation of a GenBank genome assembly
AUGAGUACAGGGCCAUUGAGUACGUUCUGGCCCUAUGGCAUGAUAUUUUUUACUUUCCUGUGUUCCGUAACUAUUGGUGUUCUGCUAGUCGUGGGAAAUAUUUUUCUGUAUCGGUAUAUAACUCUGUGCCGGAAUAACCUCGCCUACAUUUAUUCGUCUAAAAAUUACUUGAUAAUAGGGCUUUUGGUCAAUUUGCUGCUCGUCGCAAAUUGGGUAGCAAUGAUACUGUUUGGAAUGUGGCCCAACGAAACUAUUGCCGAAGUGGCUCACUAUGUGUGGAAUGGUGAAAUAGAGCUUUUUGAUAGAGUGUACAUUGGCUUUACAAGCUGGGGAGGAGCCGAUACGAGAAAAUUGGCGAUAGUUAUUGAAUCGUUGGUGAUGAUGCUUGCUGUGGCGCAACUGAAUCCGUUUUGUGCGUUUGAGAUCAACCGUUGCCUCAAGAAUAAUUCGAUGAGCGAUCGGACAAAGGAGAUCCAUAAGAAAAUGUUGAUCCUCCUUACAAUUCAG